Molecule: messenger RNA, 5129 nt
Organism: Closterium sp. NIES-65
Lineage: Eukaryota; Viridiplantae; Streptophyta; Zygnematophyceae; Desmidiales; Closteriaceae
Source: the annotation of a GenBank genome assembly
AUGUACCGCGAGCUACUCACAUGUCGCCAGGCUUUCCUCUCCCCCCACAAAACCCUCUUCUCCUCCACACUCCUUCCCUCCCCCACCCACCCGUCGCUGCAACCACGCCUGCUCUUUGAGUCCGCCUCCUGCGUUCCCCACAACCCACACUCAUCCUCCUCCAGAGCAUCCGCCUCUUUCUCUCAAAACGGCGGGUCUUCAUAUCCGCCUUACCAGCAACCCCCCUACCGCCACCAACAACCUUCCUUCCCACCUCCUCUCUCCUACCCGCCUCCGUUCCCCACUACAACACCUUACCCUCACACCCCCCCGUUACCGUCACAUUCGUUUCAAACACAAUCGGGGUUAGCGACAUGCCCGCCCGGCGUGGGCGUGUUCUGGGACUACGAGAACUGCCCCGUGCCUGUCGGCGCCGACUGCGCUGCGCUCGUGCGGCGCCUGCGCGACGUGGCGCGCACGUUCGGCGUGGUGCGGAGCGUGCGCGCGUACGGGAAGCCGGAGGAGGUGCAUGCGCGCAUGGUGGGAAAGAUGGGCGCGUGCGGCGUGGAGGUGGUGGCGGUGGCGGCGGGCAAGGAGAUGGCGGACAAGGCCAUCAUCACCGACGCGCUGCUCUUCGCUCUCGACGAGCGCGAGGUCAACCGAGCCGUCCCGCCGUGCGUGGUGGUGGUGUCGGGCGACGUGGGGUUCGCGGGCGUGCUGGCGAAGCUCACCAACCGCGCCGUCACCACCGUGCUGCUCGCGCGCCCGCGCAAGAACGGCAGCAAGGGCAAGCGCGGCACCAUCCCCGCGCCCCUGGCGCAGUCAGCGGCCGUCACUCUUGACUGGGACCAGCUCAUUCUCGCGGGAGAGAGCGGUGCAGGGGGGGAGAGCGGGUGGAGGGGCGGCAGCAGAGCAGGCGAUGAUGGUGGUGUUGCUGAUGCGGGGAAUGGGGGUGUUGCUGCUGCUGUUGCACGCGGUAGCAGCAUCUUUGGUAGCAGCAGCGGCGCUGGUGGUGUGAAGGGCAGUGGCAGCAGUGCAGUAGAGUCGUUUAGUGCCAUCCGCAGUGGCAUGGACAGCAGCGGCAGCACACGUAGUGCUGGGGUCUCCACCUCGGACAACGGCAGCCUCAGCGGCCACGGCAACGGCAACAGCAGCGCCAAUGGCAGUGCCCUUAGCAGUGGCAGCAGCAGCAGCAGCACCGGUGCUGGUGGGACGUCAGGCAGGGAGGGGACAGAGACGAUAGGGAGUGGGAGGGAGGGCGAGGAGGAGGUGCAGCAGCGGCUGCGAUCGCUGGAGGAGCGACUGCUGCACGUGGAGAGGGGCGCGGCGAGUGGCGGGGGGGACAGCACGACCAGCAGUAGUGGCGCGUGUGAUGGGGCGGGUGAAGCAGCAGGUGACGCGGGUGAAAAAGACAUGACCCCUGCAAGCAACGCCCAACCUCCACCGCCGCCGGAGCUCAAGGCAGGUGAGGCAGCGCCGUCCCAUGCGGAGGCAGGGGGGGCCCCGCGGCGGGAGUCGUGGGCGGAGGUGAUGGCGCGCGCCCUGUCCGUGCGCUCCCCUGCGGACGUGCUGACAGCGCGCCUGCGCGCCCACAUGCUCACCACGCUGGCGGCCCACGGCGCGGUGACGACGUCAUUGCUGUUCGUGGCUUACCAGCGCGUGUGGGGGCGGCAGCUGCGCCUGGCGGACUACGGGCUGCGCGACGUCAAGGCGCUCGUCGCGCUGCUGCCGCACGUCAUGGCCGUGAGCGAGGGGUGGCCGGGGCAGGCAGCGCGCAAGAAGAUGAGCGUUGAGGCGCGCGAGGCCAUGGCACGCCGCCGGACAUUCUCCCUUGUGCGCUCGCACGGCAACCUGCGCGCGCUGGCGCUGGUGCAGUCACGGCUGCGGUGCGUGGUGGUGGCCGUGCUGCAGGCGCACGUGGCCCGCGCGGAUGCCGCCUAUGCUGCUGCUCGCACUGCACGGGGCAGUGCUGGUGCGGUGGCGGGAAGAAAUGGGGGGGUCGCAGAGCGGGGUGGCAUGGGCGAGCAGGUCCCUGGGGACCGCGGGGCGUCGAGUGAAGGCAGCACUAAUGGCAAGGAUGGGAGCGGCAGGAGCGGUACUAAUGGCAGUGGGAGUAUUAUCAAGAGCGGCGGCACGGGGAUUGGAGCGCGUGACAGGAGGGCGAGCCGGUGGAUGCCCGUGGAGGAGGUGGGCGUGGCAGUGCGGCGUGUAUGCCAGGAGAGGCUCGGUGCGCUGCUGACCCGGCAUGGGUACGGGCGAGACGCCUUCUGCAACGUGUCCCAGAAGGCCCGGCUGGUGGCACUGCUGGCAGACAUGCCCGACCUGGUGCGCCUCAAGAAGCUGCGGGGCGCGGGGGGCGUGGUGCUGGUGGGGCUGGUGGCGGGCGCUGAGGCCGACCCUGUUGUGGCCCAGUGGGCUGAGCGGAACGAGGGGCUGUGGGAUGGGCGCGUGUACUCGUGGCAGGACAGCCGUGGGCAGGGGGGUGGCGGCUGGGAUGAGGGGGAGCGGGAUGACGACGAGGAGGACGAGGACGAGGACGAUGAGGAAGAGGAGGAGGAGGAAGCGGAUAUUGGGAGGUGGGUGGUAAGGGAGGCUGUGAGGAGAGGAGGCGAGCGGGGCAUGUUGGGUGAUUGGAGUGAGGAGGGGAGUGAUGGAGAGGAAGGGGAGGAAGAGGAGGAAGAUGAGGAAGAGGAGGAAGAAGAUGAGUGGUGGGAAGAUGAUGAGGAGGAGGAGGAGGGUGACGAGGAGGAGGAAGAGGAGGAGGCAGAGGAUGAAGAAGAGGAGGAAGAGGAGGAGGAAGAUGAGGAGGAGGAAGAGGAGGAAUAUGAGGAGGACGAGUAUGGGUUUCUGGCAACAGGGGAUAUGUACGAGGAAGAGGAAGAAGAGCGCUCAUGGCAGGGCAGGGAGGGCGGGGGGGCCAUGGGGGGCAGGGAGGGCAGGGAGGGGGGGGAGGGCGGGGUGCAAGUGGCAGGUGAGAGGCGCAUGAGGGAGGAUGGUGGCGUGGUGGGUGGGCGUGGCAGCACGCACAGUGAAUGGGGCGAGAAGGCGGAUGGCGAGAGUGGGCAAGGGCAGGGCAGCAGCGCGGGCGUAGUGGGGGUGCAGGCACAUGGAGCCUCGUCCUCGCCUGGCGAGUGCAGAGCAGGUGCAGCAGGCGGUGGCGAUGUGGAGGGAUACCGUGUGGUGGCAGGGUGGGAGGAGUGGCAGGGCGAGGAGGGCGAGGAGGGCGAGGAGGAAGAGGAGUAUGCAUUCUACGCGGCAUAUGACAGCCAUGAGAGCGAGGGGGAGGUGGAUGGAGAUGCUCGUAUAAAUGGUACCGUGCAUGCGCUCUCUCACCCGCCUUUCAUUGCGUCUGGGGAUGCUGCACCUGCCCCUGCACCUGCACCUGCCCCUUCAGCUGCCCCUUCAGCUGCCCUUUCAGGUGCCCCUUCAGGUGCUGUGCCCCAUGAUGGUGCACAGGCUGAGACAGCUGCUGCGAGCAAAGCUGAUGAUGUUUCUGUGGAAGCACCCCUUCCCACUCCUGCAUUUUCUCUUACUCCUGCUCCUGCUCUCACUACUCCUACCGCUGCUGCUGCUGAUGAUGCUCCUGCCACCGCCGCUCCUACCGCUGCUGUGUCUGCACUUGCCGUGGUCGGAGGGAAUGACAAUGAGCAGCAGGGCAGCAGCAAUGGUGGGCUGCGAGCUGACGGUAUCCCCACACCCGUGCACUCCGCCCCGCGCCCUGCUCGCCUUCCUCGCCACCCACCCCACCCGCCUGCUGCCUCUGAGCACGCCCAGGGAGACGUGGGUCAGCUGUUGCAGCACCACGCACAGCCCACUGCCCUGCACAAGCCACACUGCCAUGCCCAAGACUCCCCAAGUGCUGCCCACACCACAGCAUCCCACGACCCGCUGUGGCCUGCUAUCUUUGCCUCCGCGUCGGCCGUGCGCUCGCCCCUCGAGCUCGCCCUCCUCCGCUUCUCCCUCCGCACCCUCACUCUCCUCGCCGCCCGCGGCCCGCUCCCACUGGGCGGCAUGGCUCGGGAGUUUGUGCAGCGCGGGUGGUGGCGGCCCGACCCUGCUCGGGUUGAUGUGGAUGCAUUGGUUGGGCCGAUUGCCACGGUGGUGCGUGAUUAUAACGAGUACACAUACAUCGAGGGAGGUAGAGCGGUGGGAGGGGAGGGAGGUGCGACCAGCAAAGGAGGCAAUGGGGUUGGUGUUGUGGCCACACGUGGUUCUGGUGAGGGUGGUAGCGCCGGUGAGCAGCGCGAACAGAGGCUGGCAGUGGUUGUGAGCGAGAGGGCGUUGCAGCUGGUGAGUCUCGUGCAGUCAGGGCUGCGCCGUGUGGUGAUGGGGGUGGUCCUCACACACGGUGCUGACUGGGAUGCCCCCCCUGCUCUCACUGAACCCCUUCAAAACAACAGCUCUAGACGCGGCAGCAGCAGCAGCAGCAGCAGCAGCAGCAGGUGGAUGUGGCUGGAGGAGCUAGCAGGCAGGCUAGAGGAGCACACAGGGCAUUCCCUGCCGAGCCUGCUCGCCAGGCACGGGUACAGCAGCCGUGCCUUCCCCAGGUGGUCCAUGAAGGCCCGGCUGGUGGCACUGCUGUGUGACAUGCCUGACCUCGUGCGCGUGGGCGAGGCAGGGGCGCUGCUGCCAGUGGGGGAGGUGACCGAUGGGGAGCACAGCGGCAUGUUGAAGCACCAUGAAGCACAUACGUGCAUGGGCGAGCAGUUGAAGGAACGGAGUGAGGAGGGGGCUUACAUGUGGAGGGAUGGGUGUGUGGAUGAUGAGGAGGCGGCUGAGGAGUGGUGGCUGGAGAUGGAUGGCGGGGAGUGGGCUGAGAGUGACGAGCUGGGCCUGCGGCACUGCGGCCUCGUGGUGGUGCUUGUACAGGGGGCUGAGCUGGACCUGCGCUUCAAGACGUGGCAUGUGCGCAACGAGGGCAAGUGGGACGGGCGCGUCUACUCCAUAGCUGGCCUCAGCAUCAGGAUCGCCUCCUCCCUUGCCUCAUCUGAUAGCGGUGUCGAACGAAAGGUGCAAGUUGAUGGAUUCAAACGUGAGGGAAAGGAUAAGGUGUGGGGAAUGGAUGGGAUGGGAUAUGAUGACGGUCUUACGAGCAGAGACGGUGUGAGGAACGAUGUGAUGGAGCGUGUGGUGAGCCAUGUGAGUGAUUG